Cydia amplana is the source of this 616-nucleotide messenger RNA. RefSeq lists its product as uncharacterized. The transcript has a single exon. The annotation marks the transcript as partial. The record is from RefSeq and is a predicted model, not a curated record. Lineage: Eukaryota; Metazoa; Arthropoda; Insecta; Lepidoptera; Tortricidae.
GAAGAUGUCACCACGAAAAAACCGGCGUAGGCAAGACGACGAGCUCGCGGAAAAUACGUGGCAUGGCGCCGGCACCGGUAUGUUACAUCUCACCGAGGGCCUCAUACCGAAGUUUACCGGCCAGGACAAGACCUACCCAGCGGCUAGGUGGGUCCAGGACGUUGAAGACAGUACGGAGCUCUGCGGAUGGACACCAUUACAGCAGUUGCUGAUGGCAAGACGUACGUUGGCGGGAACUGCAUUACUAUGGUUCCGGGCGGAGCGAAUAUUCAAGACUUGGGAUGAAUUUAAAGCUGCAGUUCUGAAGGAAUUUCCUGAUACAAUCGAUACUAAGACGAUACACGAAUUGAUGAGCUCCAGGUACAAGAAACCGAGCGAGUCCUGCCUAGAAUACAUGUUUACAAUGAAAGAAUUGGGAAAACGCGGCAAGAUGCCCGACUACGUAGCAAUAAAGUACAUCGUGGAGGGAAUAAAAGACCAAGAAGUUAAUAAAAUUAUGUUGUAUGGCGUGAGUACCUACAGUGAGUUAAAAGAGAAGAUUAAAAUAUACGAGCAACUAAAAGAAAAUAUGUCUGGUUCUGGUUCGAGCAAAGAAAAAGAAGGGAAGUCGAAGCAC